Messenger RNA from Cuscuta europaea, 1487 nucleotides. NCBI's taxonomy places the organism in Eukaryota, Viridiplantae, Streptophyta, Magnoliopsida, Solanales, Convolvulaceae. The record is from the annotation of a GenBank genome assembly.
AGAUGCUGGUGCCCGGCCGACCCUAGAUUUAUUUCACCAAUUUUUCAAAGUAGCCCCCCAACAAACACAUGGCUAUUUGGCUACUAGUGCCCGAACGGGACAUAUCCUGUUUAAGGGAAUUCUGACUUCAAUCAAGGGGUGGAAAGAUCGGUUCUUCUUUGUGUCUGUCCCGGACGGCCUGAUCCCCCGUAAAUGGAAUGCCUUCCCUCGCAAAUCUCCCGAUCCAGUCCUUACUGAGGAAAUCUACAAGGAUGUGUUCGCUAUGGAGAAGGACAAAUGUGUAGAUAUCAUGAGUUACUUGACUCCCGAUCGGCUUAUCGAAGCCGGGAUAGGUAAUGCCCGUUCUCUUGGGUUUACUUGUUAUGAGAAACCAAGUGCCAUGGUCCGGGCAGUCCUUCCCGUGCGAGAAACGUUCUCUUCUUUUUUGUUUCCCACGUGACAAGGCUGCUCGGUACUAACAUUUUCCUUUGUUAUUUUCUAGCUCCCAAUCCAGACACACCUAUGGACAAUAGCCGAGUUCUUGCAGCUAGUGGGGUCGGGAAACGGAAGAAGGCAAGGAAAAAUCCUCAACCCAAUCCUUCCACCACCAUUGCUCAGGAUGUCGGGUCUUCUCAACCCGUUCAGGAGCCCCAACCAAUUCAACAGGUCCCUCAUCAGGACCAAUUUGAUACCAUGCUGAUCGAUGAUCGGUUCGGAUCUGAUCAGCUGCAUCAAUUCCCUGAGCGUUUCCAGGCUACUCAGGAGACUAAUAUGACUGCAGGUGAGACCAACAAUGUCCAUCUUACUACACAGGUCGAACGGAUCUCUCUGAUGGAUCCAGUUCACGACAUGUUGGAGAAAGCUGGUUCUCCUGCAAGCCAGAUUUGGUCCACCUCUUCAUGGUUCAACAACUUCGCCGCCCCUAAGAUGUCGGUCGAGCAAUCCGAAGAAUGCUUGGCUUUGGCAGCUCUGAAGGUUGGGCUCUACAGUUUGCAGCUGAAAGAGGCUCGACUGGCUAAAGAGCGGGACCUGAUCGUUGCUCAGACUUCUGCGGAGCAGAAUGCGGCUGCUGCCUUUGCCGCUUUGGAGACCGAACAGAAGGCCUCAGUGGAGGAGAGGAGACGCCUUGAGUCAGAGCUUGGUGAGCUCAGGGUUCAGCUCGGAGCCUUCCAAGCCAAAGUUCACGUUGCUGAAGCUGCUUUGGUGAAGUUCGAAGAGAGCGCUCCCUGUAUCCCGGACGGCCCUGCUGAGGUAAAGGUUGAUCUGUCCGUCGUCCGGGAAGCAUUCAAAGGGUCUGAGGAGUAUGCUGCCCUGAAGAAAGAUUAUGCGCAGCAGGAACUCUCGGCCACCUUCGGUGCUUAUCUCGAUCGAUUCGCCACGGGUGAUGCCCGCCGCAGUGAGGGGGUUAAACUGCUCGAAUAUGAUCCAAGGGGCAAAAAAUUCAAUGACUCCCUGGCCCGAUCUCUUUACGUCAUGGGCUGCCAGCAUAUCCUGGCCCCUUUGUUGCU